AAGACCCAGGGGAAGGCCAAAGCUCAGGUGCCCACAUGAUCAGCACAGCCAGGGUACCUGCGGAUAAGCCAGUACGCAUCGCCUUCAGCCUCGAUAAUGCCUCAGAUGAUACACCUCCUGAAGACGCCAUUCCUCUGGUCUUUCCAGAAUUAGACCAGCAGCUACAGCCUCUGGCGCCUUGUCAUGACUCCGUGGAAUCCAUGCAGGUGUUCAAACAACACUGCCAAAUAGCAGAAGAAUACAAUGAGGUCAGAAAGGAAAUCGCUCUGCUUGAGGAAAGGAAAAAGGAGCUCAUUGCCAAGCUGGAUCAGGCAGAAAGGGAGAAGGUGGAUGCUGCUCAGCUGGCCCGGGAAUUCGAGGAGCUGAUGGAGGAGAACCGGACGUUGAAGUUGGCUCAGUCCCAAUGUGUCGAGCAGCUGGAAAAACUUAGAAUUCAGUAUCAGAAGAGACAGGGCUCGUCCUAACUUUGAACGAGUCAAUGUGAGCGUAGAAGGAAGAUGUGAUCAUCCUGUACAUCAGGGUAGAAAACGAAAACAAACAAACAAAAAAAUAGAAUAUUGACUGACUCGGCUAAGAAUCCUGAACAGAAUUGAGCCAUGAAACAAACCAGUAAGAUGCUCGCUGCAGUUUCAUAGCUGUGUAUUUUUAAAUUUCACGUCUUGACUAUUUCAACUGUGCUCGAACCUGAAGUCAGCAACGUCUGCACACCUAUUUAUAUUCACCAGAGUUAGGUUUAAUCCCUCAAUGAUUGAUUGUACUAAGAAUAAAUGGUUGCGCAUCAUAAAAGCUUUCUCAUGAAAAUAUUAGCAGAAAGCAUGUUUGUGCCAAAAGCACAUCUACCAGUGCUAACUUGCUUUGUAAUAAAAAGCUGAUAAGGCUGCAUUUCUUUUACGCCACGUUACCAACCAGUAAACAUCUCUGCCUUUGCUUGUGUGUGUUCUGGGGGCAUGGGGGGGCAUGGAAAAGGAUUGUUUGGAUAUGACUUUCGUGAGUUCCCAUGAAAACAUCAGUAAAGCUAUAACUCUGACUUUGUUUUGGGUUUCAGGAGAUAUUUUGGAUCAGUAAUAACGAAUACGAAUAUAUGAAUAAAUUCAGGAAUAAAAUGAUUUUUCCCUUGUUCCACCUAUCACCUUAUUUCCCCAAACUGAUCUCUUUGUUUUAUGUCCAUUUCUACUCAUGUAACUUCUUUUUCAUUAAACAUGAAUCAAAACUGUCAA
Leptonychotes weddellii (Weddell seal) is the source of this 1217-nucleotide messenger RNA. NCBI's taxonomy places the organism in Eukaryota, Metazoa, Chordata, Mammalia, Carnivora, Phocidae. The record is from RefSeq and is a predicted model, not a curated record.